Messenger RNA from Annulohypoxylon truncatum, 1162 nucleotides. RefSeq names its product coiled-coil domain-containing protein-domain-containing protein. The record is from RefSeq and is a predicted model, not a curated record. Bases 84 to 944 code for a protein of 286 amino acids. NCBI's taxonomy places the organism in Eukaryota, Fungi, Ascomycota, Sordariomycetes, Xylariales, Hypoxylaceae. The transcript has 2 exons.
CAAUCCCCCAUUCUCCUUGCAGAGCCCAUACAAUUCCUUGACAGACAGCCCCGAAAUUCCGGAAACAAUUAACCCCCCCCCAAAUGCCUCCGCAGGCCCCGCCUACGCCGCCCCCGUCGUCGCUCUCGCCAAUCUCGACGUACGUGAAGCCGCAACCCCGGCCGCCCAGAUCGCCGGCGCACUCCGCCCAGAUCCGCGUGCAGAACCGGCGCCGCGAGUACCUCGAGCGGAAUCCGAAGUACUUCGAUUCGCUCGAGCACGAACUUGCGGACCCAUUACUCUACGAUGCCCUGAUACGGCGCUUCCAAUCGCCCGCCGAGCGCGAGAAGGAAGGGCGUACGAAGGGGUACUCGCGGGUCCUCGAGGUGGAUCUCAUCCGCGGCGAGGCCAAGAUCGCGCAACUCACCUCCGCCACCUUCGCCGCCAACAUCGCCUCCGCUCCCCAGCGGGAUCAGGCACCGGGCCCGUCAGCGGGGGCGGAAUCGUGGAUCCCGAAGCCGGCGUCGGAGGACGCUGAUGCUUUUAUCCGCGAGUACGCAAUCGGCACCGAUGGUUUUGGCGAUAACGACGGUGGUGGUAAUGGUAAUGGCGGUGGAAGUGGAAGUGGAAGUGGAAGUGGAAGUGGAAGUGGAAGUGGUGCCGAGGCGGGUAUCAAGGGCUUGCCCCGCCGGCCUGAGACUAAGGAGGAGGGCCGCGAGCGGUGGAAUGAUUUUCUAAGACGUCGGUUCGUGCUGGGGCGCGACGAUGACUUCGACUAUCAGAUCGCGGAUGAGAAUGAUGAUCUUGAUGUGAUAGAGCGACGCGAGCAGGAGGAUGCGUGGUUUGAUGAUGAGGACCCUGGUUGGGCUAGCGAUCCUGCUGAAGAUCAGAGUGGUGGAAGUGGAGAUGGUGAUCUGAAGAUGGAGAAGACACUUGAAGGAGAAACUGGAAUCCAGGAUUUCUGAUAGUUGUCGGUUAAUCCGAUUCAAAGGAAGGGGAAGUAAUAGAGGCUUGGCCGAUAAUAUCUUUCAUAUACGCCUACCUACCUAGAUAGGUAUUGUAGGUAGGCUGUGUGCGUUAGUGACAUUCGCCUUAAUCAAGCAUUAUUUAUUUGAAUUAAGUAGAACUACCUACUAAUAGGGAAUAACUCUUCUAAUAUCGCACUAAACAUUGUACAAUGUAA